AUGGACAAGAUACCAACCCGCACAACUCAAAUCCUAGCUACACUACCCGAAGACCUAGAUUUAGAAAAAACGGCGGAGAUAGCGGACAAGAUAAGUGAUGCUGCAACUAUCAGCAGUGUCAACGCUCCAAUGCUAUGCGACACGCCACAUGAGGACGUAUUCAACAAGCUGCAACAGCAAAUUAAUAGGCUAUCUGCACAGAUAGACCGUCUGUAUACAGAGCGAUCAUCCUCAGCUCACAACUCAUACAAAUCCCAACGACGUUCCCGAUCUAAUUCUCGGGGAAGAAACGAUGCGUAUUGCCGGUACCAUCGCAAAUUUGGACAGGCAGCGAGAAAAUGCACCAAACCGUGCAGUUUCAAACAACGAUCGGAUUCUACAAUUCUACAUCAUGCCAGAAAGCGGGAAACGCCAUUCCCAACAGCGCAUGAAGACGGCGUCUGCUGUUGGGGUAGGGAAUGCCAACCGUCUAUUCUACUAACCCUACGUGCUGCUAAUGGAUCACAAAUCCAGACUUUCGGUCAAGUAUCAAUGACUUUGGACAUAGGCCCGAGGAGAACAUUCCAAUGGUUAUUUACAGUAGCCGAAGUCAAGUUCACAAUUUUAGGCGCAGAUUUUUUGGCUCACUAUAAACUUAUCGUGGAUAUGUCGAAACGCUCACUGUUAGACCAGACGACGAAUCUUAUGAAUUAUGGAGUUACUUCCACCCUCACCUCCACUAAACUAUGCGUCGCCUUACCAGCAGACAACCCUCUCAAAGGUGUAUUGGACAAAUUUCCUUCACUUGUCCGCCCUUUCACAUAUACCGUAACAGUGAAGCACCACACCGUACACAAAAUUCAAACAUUUGGCUCGCCAGUCUUUCCCAAGCCGCGCAGGUUAAGUCCUGAGAAGUAUAAACAAGCGCGCGCGGAAUUUCAACACAUGUUUUUGAAACGGCACAACCGGAAAAUCAUCUUCUUGGGAAUAUUUGGUAGUGGUGCAGUUUUAGGGUAUAAAUAUUUUCAAGCAAAGAUAACUGAAAUCCAGGAAAAAGAAGCUGAAGCCAGCAUUGCCUUUGCUCGAAAACAACAUCAUUUUGACUGCAAUCAGCGUACAUGCAAUCGCACAGCACUUUCUAUGCUUCCUAACUUAAGGGGUGCAAUUUUACGAAUUAUUGAUACAGAAAGUCUUACGCAACAACUGAAAUCAAGUUCAAAAAACAAACUUCAAAUAUGGGAAGAACUUAAAUUAUUGAGUUUCACACGUACUAUAUGCAGUGUGUAUGUAUGUAGUAUGUUGGUGCUGUUGCUGAGGGUGCAGUUAAAUAUUGUAGGUGCCUAUAUUUACAAAGAGAAAUUUUCAACGAAAAUGAAUGGCAUGAGUUCUCAUUUUUCUAAUGCCACCCAAAAUAUUCAAGGUCGAUAUCUGGCUAUGUUAGAACAUCUUCUUGAUCAAGGCUUAAAGGACCUUGUUGAGCAUGUACAGGUUGCAGUGGUUAAGGUUAUUGGAAAAAUCUCUUUGAAAGAAAAACUUAGUUCUGCAAAAGUUCUCAGCAUUAUCCACCAAAUCAGAAUGGCUGUAGAAUGUGAUCCAGAUGCUGGUGCAACUGGAAGAAGUUGCCAAAAACUUUGUACAUUCAUUCUUCCCCCAGAAGAAAAACCAGACAUAGAUGUAAGUAAUAAUUCAUAUGAAGAUAAACUGCUGGACAAAAUGAUCUCUGAGACAAGAGAUGUUCUUGACAGUGAUGAUUUCCAUACUGUCUUCUGUUCUUGCCUUGAUCUUGGCUUCCGACAUUUGAUGGAUAGACUUGCAGAAAACUUUACUUCAACUCAAACAUUCCGACCUGACAGAGCAAACUUGAGUGAACCUGAAGUAGCUAUGGCCAAAUUCAUUCCCAUUAUCAACAAGCUGAUAUUUCGUCUCUGUUCAGAACCACCCAAUCCUUUCUUUCAGGAAUUACUUUUGAUGGAACCGAUGAAGGAUCUGGCUGCUAAUGUCUAUGAGGCAUUUAGUCAAGAGACAGAACCAUCUCCACAAAUGCAAACUGGUUUCUUUUUAUCAAAUCUUUUCAGCAAGUCUUCGUCCUGCCAGGGAAUUAGUUAG
Messenger RNA from Acanthosepion pharaonis, 2085 nucleotides. Lineage: Eukaryota; Metazoa; Mollusca; Cephalopoda; Sepiida; Sepiidae. The record is from the annotation of a GenBank genome assembly.